This is a messenger RNA of Cataglyphis hispanica, 2465 nucleotides long. RefSeq lists its product as uncharacterized. NCBI's taxonomy places the organism in Eukaryota, Metazoa, Arthropoda, Insecta, Hymenoptera, Formicidae. The coding region runs from base 980 to 2182 and encodes 400 amino acids. Gene Ontology annotation, cellular component: plasma membrane. Gene Ontology annotation, biological process: detection of chemical stimulus involved in sensory perception of smell; sensory perception of smell. The transcript is spliced from 5 exons. The record is from RefSeq and is a predicted model, not a curated record. Gene Ontology annotation, molecular function: olfactory receptor activity; odorant binding.
AUUUUUUUUGUAUAACAUUCUUUCAAAACAAUUUUAAAUUAAUUCAACAUUAAAUUUUUGCGCUUGUUUGUGCAAAAAUAUUUUUAUUUCUAAAAUUAAGUAUGUGAAGAAAUUAAGAGUAAUAAUUUUAGGAGUAAUAAUUUUAUAUAAGAAAAUAACUUUUUUAUAUUUUUAAAUAAGAACAUAUUAUUAGAAUUAUAAAACAUUUAUAAACUCUAAAAUUGUUUAUAUAUAAAAAUAUCGUUACUAAAGAAAUAAGCUUACUGAUCGAUUCAUGAUUAAUAAACGAAAUGCAUUUGUUCAUUGAUUAACGUUGCUCCACAAUAUUUUGUAAAACUUAAUCAGUAAAGCUACAUACAUACUAAUAUUUGCACAGAUAUAUUUCGGUUGACACAAAUUACGAACGGCAGAUUGUCCUGUGGCUUCCUUAGAUCCCGGCUUUUGCGAUGUUCGAUAGAGAGCCAUAAGAUAAUUGCCACCUCACAAUAUAGGGAAGUAGCACAAGAAUUUCACGAUUCCAUCUAUAUUCUCAAUAAACAGAAUAAAAAAUGGGGCGCCGUAGUAAAUGAAAUAUCGAUCAGUAUACAUUCUCAUGCUCCUUUAUAAUAAAACAUAAAACCCUAACUAAAAUCAUUAUCUACUCGAAGACAUCCUGCCUUAUCGAGAAUACUUAAGUUUCAAAGUAUCUAUACAAUAAUUAGAGACUAAAAAAACAUGGAGAAAGAAAAAUGUUAUCAUUUAUCGCAUGACAGGCAUUAUAUAUUAAUAAUAAUCAAACAGAAAUAAAAGUUCAAGAAGAAUGGCAAAUUUUUCUAAACUUUAGAAUGCUGGACGUAGUUUUAAAAUACAAAGAAAAAUAUUUAACAAAGGAAGAAAUAUACAUGAGGGCAAAUGAUAAAACAAAGAUAAUAAUCGAAGUCUUAAUUCUUUUACGCUACGUUUGUCAAGUUAGUUUCGAUUCGUUCAUCGCGACUACGACAUGAGGGAAAUAAAUUUUCAAAACGUGAAUUUUUUAAACAAUCGAGCAAACAUGCUCUCAGGGAAUCUAUUACCGAUGACAGUUGAUAAUUCAUUUCCAAUGUUCUGGCGUAUAUAUAGAGCCGUCGUCUGGUCAAUAGAACUGAUUCACGCAAUCGGGCUAAUCGCGGGAUUAAUUGUAUCUCCAAAAGAGAAAGCUUUGAAAGACGGCAUUAUCUCCGUCGUUGUCAUAACGGAGGCAACUUUCUUGCUCGCGGGUAUUUACACGCGGAAAAAGUUAACAACACAAGUGAUAGGGAAGAUGAACGAUCUUCUGCAAACUGCGGAUGAGAUUAUGGUGAACAUCGUGAAAACAACACUGAAACCAAUAAUUAUGCCAUUCAUAAUUUAUGGGGUGGCCAGCGUGAUAUCGGUCACUAUAUGGACCAUACAUCCGAUUGUAUUAGUUUUCGAGAAGACUACCUUUUACUACGUGGAUUAUAAUUUGCCAGCAGCUUUCAGCCCCGAACCGUUUUCAGUUGGCGUUCUAAUUCCAUCGACUAUCAUUAUGACGUUGGGUGGUGUCUAUCUGUUCCUGAGAAAAUACAGCUUGGAUGUGUACAUGAUGCAUCUGGUAUUGAUGUUAACUGCGCAAUAUCGAUACAUAGCAAUAAAAUUGGCAUUAUUAUUUGACAGUUCGCAACAGGGUAACAGUGACAACUCUCGAAAAAAGCAUCAUCCUUUGACAGAUUCAUGGACAAAAAAAGAAUUGAGAGCGUUAUGUCAGCAACAAAAUAAUAUUUUGUUCAUAUCAAUUAUGUUAAGGAAACUUCUGUCUGUGAACUUCAGCCUACUAUAUCUCAAUAGUGUUUUCCGCUUUUGCUUUUUAGGUAUCCUAAUGACCACAAUACCAUCUCUAACAUUGGCGGAAGGAAUUUCGAUUUUAUCAUUCGCAGCUGGUUCAGUAAUGCAAUUUUAUCUGUUAUGUUCUUCCGUCCAGACGUUAUCAGACGCAAGUGCUGAAAUAACGGAUAAAGCGUUUGGUGAAAGCUGGUAUGAAUUUCAACCAUCGGUGCAACGUAUGUUCAUAUUAUUAUUAUUGUCUAAUAAUCUAGAGUGUAAAAUUGCGGCGGUUGAGAAGUUCAACUUGUCUCUGCCCUCAUUUAUGGCGAUUAUGAAUCAGUCAUAUUCGAUCGCUCUUUUGUUUUUAAAAGCAAAUAAAUAAAGCAGAAAACAUAUGGUGCAUUCGUAAAUGUAAUAGACAGAGGCACUGGAAUGAGAGAACAAAUCAAUGAUAAAAAAGUUAAGGAAAAUUAUUUUGAAAAAAGCUUAUAGAGAGAUAAAUGUAUCUAUUUUGCAUAAUUAUUCAAGAAAUAUAAAUAUAACAAACAUAAUAUUAUUUAAUUAUUAAAAAUAGAUAUUAGAAUGAUAGAUGUUAGAAAUUUACUUUUGGUUUUUUUGUUUUCUUUUUAUAAUCUUUCCUAUAUCUUUUUCCUAUUAUUUUUUAA